CCUCCCGCAGCGGCGCCCCGGCAGGAGCUUCUGGCGGCCCGCGCUUUCGAACGGCGCGCGCAAAGCAGCCCGCCGAGCGCUACCACAGGCGCGGUGCGGGCAGGGGCCGCCUGCCGCGACUCCCGCCCCGCUGGAGAAAAGGCAGCGCACUUCUCCAGGCGUUACCCCAGAUGCAUAGGAGCAGUGCUAGGCUGCUGGCUAGUCUCUUUUUUUCUCUCUUUCUCUCUCUUUCUUUUUUGCCUCCCCCCGUUUACCCCUUGCGGAAGAUCCCCUUGCUUUCCCCAAUGCUUAGUUACGCCCAAGCUGGCAACGGCCACGAGACGCAGCCCGUGUGCUUUCAUCGCAUCUGUCCGGUUGGAAACAGGAACUGAAACUGACAGAGCUGUCGGCAGCCAAAGGCCCCAGGCAGAGGAACCUUUUUUCUCGGCUGAAGGCUGGGAAGGGAUGCGAGGCGGAAGGUUAAUGACGCUGCGCUCCGAGGCGCGCACAUGGCGGCGGUAAGGGAUUGUUGCGGCGCCUCCUCUCCGGAACCGUUCCAGGAAAGCGGAAUGUGCCUUACAGGUGUGGCAGUUUGACGUUUCAACAUGGAGAAGGAACAGCUUUCAAAACGUUUAUAUGUUGGAGGACUUGGCCAUACCAUUUCUAAGGCUGAACUACAAGAAAGAUUUGGGAAGUUCGGGCAUGUUUUGGAUGCAGAGAUUAUUACAAGAAGAGAUGAUCAGGGGAACCCUAUGAAAACUUUUGCAUACAUCAGUGUCAACAUUUCUGAUGCAGAUCUUAAAAAAUGUGUGUCAAUUUUAAAUAAAACAAAAUGGAAAGGAGGAACACUGCAAAUCGAGAUGGCCAAAGAAAGCUUUUUGCACAGACUUGCUGUGGAGAGGGAGGAAGCAAAGCUGCAGAAGGAAAAGCCACAGAGAAAUGACAAAAUAUCUCUGUUGGAAUCAAUGAAAAAGGCUGGAGUUGCAGAUUUUCAUAUGAAAGCAGUACCAGGUACAGAGGUGCCAGACCAUAAGAAAUGGGUUGUUGGUAAAUUUGGCAGAGUCUUGCCAAUCCUUCAUCUGAGGAAUCAACAGAAAAAUAAAAUUGUGAAAUAUGACCCAUCGAAAUAUUGCCAUAACCUGAGGAAGCUGGAGCCAGACUUGACACAUUUAGUUCCUGUAUCUGAGCUUACCUGGCACUUGGAAGGGGGAGAUGACACCAUAAGUAAGAAGCGUCGAGGAGAGUUCCCUGUGGCAAAGAAACCACUUAAGAAAAUGAAGCAGCUGGGCAGUGAGGCCGUGAAUGGUGCAGGGGAUCUCUCUUCUGGCUGCCAGUCACAUUCAAAAAGCACAAGCUCACAGCUAGAUCAAAGAUCCAGACCCAAUGGGAAAUCUAAAUUGCCUCUAUCAAGGAGUUUUAAUAGUCAAAUAUCAGGAAGAGGUUUAUUAUCAAAUAGAAGCAGUGUUUCUGGAGUUGCAGCUCAAAACAAUACGAGUGUUUCUGAUAGUGACAUUGAUUCUGAAGAGGAGAUCAGAGCAAUGGUAAAGAAAGAGAGUGAAAAGCAGAAAGCUGAAAACAUUGAGGCUGAAGAUGUUGAGACUGAAAGUGAUCACUUGGAAAUUGUUGGGGAUAAUUUUGAAUUAAAAUACAAUACUCACUGGUCCUUAAAUAAUCCAGGUGCCAUUAAGAAAGCUAUCAGAGGAGGUGAUAGAGAGGCUGUGGAAUGUGAUAAUGGUUAUGAUUCAGCAGGUACAGAUGAAAUUAUUGCUGAAAGUAAAACUUCAGAUCAAAGCAGCAGGAAAGCUGCAGUUUUAGAAUCUAAGCUGGUGGCAGUGGAAAAUAAAGAAAUGUUAAGUAACAAAAAAUGUGAUUUAGUAAAGGACUCCUCAGUGAAAAACUGCAAUUUGAAAGAAUACUGUGAAGGAAAUGGGAAAAUGAAAAAGUCCAAAACUGGUGCCUUGCAGAGUACAGCAGUUAACAGCACAACCAAGUCAAGUAGUAGUGAAAGCUCCUCUUCAGAGCCUGAGGAAGGUGAGUCUGACAUCAGCUCCAAUUAUGAAUCCAUGAUGCAAAACUGUUACCACUUAGACCUUACAUUAGAUGACUUAAAAGCAUUAGCUACUGGAAACUCUGGGAUAGCAGAAGAAGACUCAGAUAGUGCAGAGAGGUGUAGUCAGCACCAUAGUGAAGAAAAUCCUACAAGUAACAUUGUAAAUAACCCCAAAAUUUUAGAAGUUUGCCCUGCAGUUAAAAAAAAAAGUAUCUCUCCUGAAGAUGUACUUGCUGAGAUAUUGGCAGGGGAGGAGAGUGUUGAAGAGAGCUCCAAGGGCCAAGAUAAUUCAGGUUUAAAGUAUCGGCCCUUCAGGGGAAUGGGGUCCCUUUUUGAGAAGGAGGUCAGUCAGGGCAGCACUGGUGUGAAAAAGAGGUCUGUAGAUAGUUCAGGUAUUUACACUUCUAUUUCUUGUGGUGGGGAGGAGUCAUCUGAAAAACAGGCAAAGAACCACCCAUUGAAUUCCCUUGAAGUCAGCAGUAAAAAAAAGAGACAAAAUCUGCAUUGUGAACAGCAUAAGGCCUCAUCUGAUGCUGCCUGUGUAGUAGAGAAGAGAGAUCAACCUGCUUCCAGGCCAUGUUUACAGGGAAAGAACAAAGAUGCAAGUUCUUCACAAGGUUACCAAAGUUCAAAGCCUGGAGAUGCUGCUUCCAAUAGUGAUAAGAGUGAAGCUGAGAGCACUGGCACAGACAAUGAUGCUGCAGUGGCACAGAAACAUCUUGAACGACAGCUGAAAAGUCCAAAACAGCUUUCAACAAAACUGAAGCAGAACGUAAGCAACAAAAGUCCAGAAUGUAAUGCCCCUGAAUGUAAGGAUGGGAAGACAAGCCUUCUGGAAAAUAGGGAGCUUUGUCUUCAUGCUACAUCUUCCAAGGAACCUAGUACACAAACCAGACAGUUGCAGGACAACCUGAAGAGGCUGGCAGCUCUGGAAGAGAGGCAGAAAGAGAGAGAAUUACAGAAGAAACUCAUACAAGGAGCUCUUUCAAAAGUGGACAGCCAGCCAGCAAGCAAGCACAAACACAUCGUAUUCAACUCGGAUGCGGAAAGUGAAGCUGAAGCAGAUGAGAUGUCAAAAAUGGAUGUGAAUGUGGGGAAAAGGCAUGGAGAUGGUAAAUCUACUCCUAAAACUUCAUGCAAACUGUUUGAAAGCAGUGAGGAUGAGCAAGAGGAUACAGAUGAUGAGAUAUUCAAAAUUAAGCCUCAUUUUGAAGGCAAAGCUGGUGAAAAACUCUUGCAGUUGCAAUCGCGAUUUGGCACAGACAAAAGGUUUCGCAUGGAUGCACGAUUCCUUGAAAGUGACAGUGAAGAGGAAGAGGCAAACACCUCGAAGGCAGAUGAGGAAGAAGAGCUUGCUGCAGAGAAAAAGAAAAAUCUGCAAAUACUGGGAAGCCUCUUGAAUAUUGACCUGAAACAUUCCAAGACAAAUAAAAAAGCUGCAAGUGCUAAGAAAUUCAGAGAUAUCAAUGCCCUGCGCUAUGAUCCCACAAGAGAAGACCAUGCAGUUUUUGAAAAGAAACCAACUGUUACAGAAAAAGAGAGUAAAGCAAAAAGGAAGAAGAAAAAGGAAGAGAGUGAGAAACGGCCUGAAGUGUCUAAAGAAACAUAUUAUAAUAUUACUGUUGACUUAAAAGAGUUGCUGGGAUCUUCAAAGAGCAAAUCAACAACAAAUGAAGAAAUACCCUGGGACAAAGAGGAUUUGGACCCUGAUGCUGGGAGUAAGGUAGCUCAGGAGUCGAGUGGUUUCAUGUUUUCCUUCUUUGGAGACACGGAGGAGUCAAGCAAAAAGGAAGAGCCCUAUGUAAUUGAAACAAUAAAACCUGUAAAAGUCACAUGGCAAGAAGAUCCACGUUUUCAUGACAGCAGUUCUGAGGGUGACGAUGAACAAGAGGCAGCAGAAAUUGAAAAUGAUGGUGAAACGUUUUUAUCUUUACCACAUACAGAAACAAAAAGAUUUUUCUUCUUCUCCAAAGCUGAUGAACGACUAAGAGAGGGCCCUAGGUUAUUCUGUAGGUCAGUAGACCUCAGCGAAGACAGAGAUGGUUGGGAAGAGAGGCGUAGAUUACUGCUUGAGGAAUGCCGGAAGAAGCAUAAGGAUGCAAGGAGAAAAGUGAGACCAAACCAAUAAAUCUUUCUUACCCUACUGGUCAGAAGUGUUUUGUAUUUCUUCUUGGAAGAAGCUGCAGAUAAAUAUUACUUGGAAAAUUCUAGUAUCUCAAACAUCUGAUGGGGAAUAACACUAGAAAAGACUAUUAAAGUUUGUUCUAAGUAGGAACAGAUUUAUGGUGUCACAGCUUCUACCAAAGUUUUGGUUCUUCUGUGUAUAUAAAUGUUACUUGCUGCUUUGCAAGGUUUUGGAGGAUUAGAUCAUGUAGAAAAGACAGCACAGCUAUUUUGCUGUUAUCUCUGCUCCCAGUGCUGAACUGGGUUGAGAGAGUAAGUAGCACUGUGUCUGUAAGACUGUAUAACCUGUACUCUGUCAAUCAUAACAAGGUCCUGUUUUGAGAUUCUUUUACACACUCUUGGGAUGCAUUAUUUCCAGAGUAAAAGUGGACCAGAAGUUUAUGAAAAUAUAUGUAUAAAGUAUGAAAGAGGUAAUUUGUAUUUCUUUGCAAGGAUGAUUUUUCUACAUUUAAAUUGACUAUGUAUAAUAGUAAAUAUUAAAGCCAAAUGUUGCUGGUGCUGUGUCCUUGAUGAAUGAA
This is a messenger RNA of Pogoniulus pusillus (Red-fronted tinkerbird), 4731 nucleotides long. It is a transcript of the gene NOL8, whose product is annotated as nucleolar protein 8. Lineage: Eukaryota; Metazoa; Chordata; Aves; Piciformes; Lybiidae. The transcript has 17 exons. Gene Ontology annotation, cellular component: nucleolus. Gene Ontology annotation, biological process: protein localization to nucleolus. The record is from RefSeq and is a predicted model, not a curated record. The coding region runs from base 585 to 4157 and encodes 1190 amino acids. Gene Ontology annotation, molecular function: RNA binding.